Messenger RNA from Drosophila subobscura, 3934 nucleotides. RefSeq names its product kinesin-related protein 7. The record is from RefSeq and is a predicted model, not a curated record. The coding region runs from base 617 to 3229 and encodes 870 amino acids. The transcript is spliced from 4 exons. NCBI's taxonomy places the organism in Eukaryota, Metazoa, Arthropoda, Insecta, Diptera, Drosophilidae.
UUUCAUCGCAUUUUAUUUCUGUCUCUUGUGUAAAGCGCAACGUCGAGCGGACACACAGCCCCACAGUGCCGAGCCGGUCAAAGCAGUAACGAAACGAAACGUACCCAAAGUGCUACCUACCUACCGCAAAAAAACAACCAACAAGCAAAGCCCCAAACGAAAACGAGUUUCCACUAAGGCAAGGCAGCCAUACUCAAUAUCGUAUCGAAUAAGCAUCACUAGGAGGUAUCCGUUGGACCCGUUGGAUCGUUGGUUCGACGUCGUGGCCUAUAUUCAAAAUAGAUCAGCAGCAGCAGCGGCAGCAGCUGCAGCAAGCUGCAACGAACUGCAGAGAGCAGAGCAGAGCAGAGAAGCAUCUUUCUAUGUACCUAGUGCCGCCAUGUGAGAACUCAGUCCAAAGUCUAAGAGAAAAACAAGUUUCCCCAUUUGCGCGCUUAUGCUAAAUAAUAAUAAUAAGUUAGCGAAGUUUGUUGUUGGCGGAGUUCGAGUUCGGUGUACGCCAGAGACGAGUGGCCAAGAGACAAGAGACAAGAGACGAGGAGCGAAAGAGUGACCCACAAAUACUGGUUUUCUUCUGCGGCCUGCGUGAGAACGUGCAGCAGCAGCAGCAGCAGCAAUGGCCUCAACGGCAGGAACAACAACGGUCGUGGUUAAGCGGCCUGGACCGCCAGUGCCACCAAGACCUAAAACAGCAAUAGCCAUGGCUACGACAGCAGCGACAACUGCAGGCUCCACAGUGACAGUUCCAGCUCCAGCUUCAGCUCCAGCUCCAGCCACAGCAAAUACUCCUCCAAUCAUACAAAAGAAGCCCACAUUCGUGAGCCAACUGAGCAGUGCUGUGGGACGUACCCUGGUUUAUAAGUCGCCAGCGUUGAGUGUUCAAAAGAAACAGGCUCAAACGCAAACGCCAACAUCGGCGGUGGGCAAACUCUCGCCAACGGCAGCAGCGCCGCCGCCGGCCACCAAGCCACUGAAGUUGCGCAAAGCUCCCGAUGUGCCCACAGCCAAGCCCAGGGACAGGGACUCGAUCAGCAGCAGUCCAGCGGCAGUGGUCGUGACUGUUAACCGUCACAAAUCGAUGAGUGUGGCCACCUCCAGUGCACACAGCUCUCCCCUCAAGGAUACGCGCCUGAGCCUUGGCAAGGUGGACUUCGAGAGGGCUGGCCUCGGGCUACAGGCCACGUCGCAGCCGCUGCCAAAGCCCCGCAAGAUCGUUCAAUUGCCGGUGGCCACGCUGGACAUGGAGGAUGUGCCAGCGUUUGUGCCGCCACCAUCGUCCACUCCAGCGCCCAGCAUCUUUCGACGAUCGAAGACCACGCUGGACAGCUUUCAGACAGCCACAAACAGUGGCACGUCCUCCAACAGUGGGGGAUUCCUCGGUGGCCGCACGGUGGAAAUCAAGAACAAUUUGAAGAACGCUGCGGAGCGUCUCUUCUCGGAGAUAAUCAUAAACCAGAGUCAGAAGCAAUCCACAGCCGAUACAACGAUUAUAACCAAACACGAGCGUGCUAUACAACAUCAAGCGGUGCUGCAGCAGAACCAACCCAGCCAGACACCCCAGACAUCCCCCACCAACUGCAUGCGCAUUAAUGUCAAUGGGAGCUACGAUAGGAUCCUGGUCAACACGAAUACGAAUUCUCGCACGAACACCGUCAAGAGUUCGAUUAGCGUGGGCAACACGCCCGAGAAGAAGCAAGCCUUCCACGAGCUGCUCAUUUCCGAGUUGGCUGCAAUGCGCAAUAAAUCAUGCUCCCUGGAGCAGCUGCCCACUAAAUCCCUGUCGAUGGCCACAGUGGGAGCCGCCUCACCCACAACGACAUCAACGCCCAGGAAAGUCAUGUCCCGCCAUCGCUACAACUCCAUUGAUGAUGCCGAUGAUGCAGAGGACGUGGAUGCCGACAAUGUGGAGGAUGCAGACAGCGAUGGGGACGAGGAACACACACUCACCACCUACACGGCCAACAAGUUGGGCAAGGAGAACUCCGAGCUGGAGACUGUGGGCUCUUCUUCCGGAAGGAAGCGCUGCCCCUCGGGCUGCUCCUCAGACUCGUCACCGUACGGAACGGAGCGGUCGCAACGCAUCCGCACUUCAGACUGGAUUGAGGUGGGCGACAAUGGCACACAGGUCACGUUAACCAGCUGCCACAUUAGCCUCGAGGACUCUGGCAUGGAAGAUGAGGAACGGCUCGAUGACAUGUCCUCGUCGGGUGUCGGCGAUAGCUGGGAUAGCGUCAAGGAGGCGGAGAGCGAAAAGCGUUCGCGCAACGUAAAACGUGGCAUCUCCAUUAGUGCGCUGCCACCCCUGCCGAAAUCUCUGAUUGGUUUCAACAAACUUCUCGGCUCCGACUCGGGCCUGCUCCUCAGCGAUGGCGAUGCGGAGGCAGCGCCGCCAGCGGCAGCACCAGAGCGGCUCAAUAAUAACACAGGCAGAAACAGCAGCAGCAGCGAGACGAACCAAAAACAUACGAAUAUAGAUAUCAAUUUAAGCAGUCAACAUAAGAGGGAAACAAAUGAUAAUAACGACAAUAAAAUUGAUAAAUCGUCGCCAAAGGCAACAGCACCAGCAGCCCCGGCAGCUCCAGCGACUGCGACAGCGACAGCGACACUUGAAAUCAUAACUCCAUCAAAUUUAUGUGAAAACGGAAACACAACCCUCACGACAACAACACUAUCCUCACCUGCAGCAGCAAAGGCAAGAGCCACGAAUGAUACACCAGCGAAGGAAAGUUCCAAUCUCAACACCAGCACCUUGGAUGACCAGAUAGCGACGCUGCGAAAGGAAAUGAACGGACUGCGUCAAUUGGAUCUCUCAUUGCUGUCCCAACUGUGGGUGCUGAAUGAAUCGAUACAAGAGUUUCGCGCCAUGAUCGAGGAGCAGGAGAACGAGGAUGAGGACGAAGAGGAGCCAAUGGGUGCUAACGAUGUGGAUGCUCAGCGGAAUCAAGGCCACUCGCCCAGCCCUUCAUCCUACGAAUCAGUUAGCUCCGAGGGCGGCGGCGCAGAUGUCGCAGCAGACAUUGGGCUGCAGACAAAGGCAAAGUGCCUGGGCACCAUACCAAAGGUCAUAACCACACAGCCGAAAAUGAUUAGGGAGCUGAUCUCACAGCAGCACCAGGAGCAGCAGGAUGCGAAGCAAAAGCCAGUGCCCAGAAUGCGGAGUGCACCGCCGCCGCCACCGCCAACAGCCACGACAGAGCGGAAGCCGACAGCUCCACCACGGCCCACAUGAUGUUACCUAACAGACUUCCUCGCCGGAGUCCGGAUGGUCAUGUGCAAGGCGAUCGUGAACAGCGGAUCGCAGUCAUCGUCUUCGUUGUGCAGCGCCGGAUCAUCCCUUGGACUGGGUGUGGCAAGUUUGUCGGACCAGAAACAUUGAUUAGGUGGGGGGUCUGUCUGUCUGUAGUUUAUGUGUUUGAUCAACCGAUGCGAUAACUGAUCUUCACUUUCGUUAAAGAACUAUUUCUGAUUGCAAAGUGUUCCCUUCAAGGGAACACUUUUAGUAAGGCAUCAAAUAUUUACUUACCUCAUACACGAGUAUAAUCCAUAUGCAUAUAGUAAAUAUAAUCCAAGCAGCCCAAGCCCAACCUAAUCUAACCGGUAGAAUCUUAAGGCCAAACUAUAGGCGCUCUCUCACCCUCUCUCGUGCGGUUAGGAGGCCUUUGUGAUCUUCAGUUGUAAGUUCUAUUGUAAAUUGUUUCUCAAGCGGGCUCAGGCAUCACGGGGUUCAACAUUUGAAAAUUCGAUUGUAGUUGUAUAGCCUUUAGGGACGGAGAGGAGCGGAGCUUAGCUGUCGACAGAAUCAUCUCUUUAAUUGUAUUUGUGUUGCGGUUCAUUUCCACUGUGCAUUUGACCAAUAACCAACUUUGUAAAUAUGAAUUUCUACGGCUUACUGCAAAGAAUGUAAUACAUCCAUAUAAAUGAGAAAUAAACCAUC